AUGCUGACCACCAUCACCGACGGCUUCCUCUGCUGCCUGCUGGGCAAGACCCCCAACGCCGUGGGGCCCCUGGACAGCGUUGAGUCCCGCGACGGCUUCACCUUCCUCGAGGUCAAACCCGGCCGCAUCCUCCGCAUCCGCCACGACGUCCCCAACCGCCCGCAAUUCCCGCCGGAAUUCCCAGAAUUCCAGGAGGAAGAAGAAGAAGGAGGAGAAGGAGAAGGAGAAAAAACGCGGAGGCGCCGUCGCGGCGCCGUGCGCUGCCGACGCCGCAUCACACUCUACCGCAACGGGCAACUCCUCAUCGAGAACCUCGGCAACGACGCCGAGUGCCAAAACCCCGAGCCCGAUUCCAACAACACCGAGCUGGAAAUCCCAGAUCCGUCGGGAAUCCCGUCGGGAAAUCCCAAUCCCGCCAAACGUCGCAAGCGCAAACCCAAGAAAGUGGUGACGGUGGAUUGCGAGAAGCGCAUCACCAGCUGCAAGGGCACGCACGGUGACGUGGUGCUCUUCUUCAUCCACGGCGUGGGAGGCUCCCUGGACAUCUGGAAGGAGCAGCUGGAAUUCUUUGCCAAGCUGGGAUACGAGGUGGUGGCGCCGGAUUUGGCCGGGCACGGCUGCAGCUCGGCGCCGCCCGUGGCCGCCGCCUACACGUUCUACGCGCUGGCCGAGGACAUGAGGGCCGUGUUCCAGAGAUACGCCAAGAGGAGGAACAUCCUGGUGGGGCAUUCCUAUGGGGUGUCCUUCUGCACCUUCCUGGCACACGAGUACCCGGAGCUGGUGCACAAGGUGAUCAUGAUCAAUGGCGGCGGCCCCACGGCGCUGGAGCCCAGCCUGUGCUCCAUCUUCAACCUGCCCCCGUGUGUGCUGCACUGCCUGUCCCCCUGCCUGGCCUGGAGCUUCCUCAAGGCCGGCUUUGCCCGCCAAGGUGCCAAAGAGAAGCAGCUGCUGAAGGAGGGCAACGCCUUCAACGUCUCGUCCUUUGUCCUUCGGGCCAUGAUGAGUGGCCAGUACUGGCCCGAGGGUGACGAGCUGUACCACGCUGAGCUGGCAGUGCCCGUGCUGCUGGUCCAUGGCAUGCACGACAAGUUCGUGCCCGUCGAGGAGGACCAGAGGAUGGCAGAGAUCCUGCUGAUCGCCUUCCUGAAGGUGAUCGACGAGGGCAGCCACAUGGUGAUGCUGGAGUGCCCCGACACGGUGAACACUCUGCUGCACGAGUUCGUCCUCUGGGAGCCCGACCCCAAACCCAAAUCCUGCCCCAAACCCAAACCCUGCCCCAAAUUCCGCCCCAAACCCAAAUCCUGCCCCAAAUCCUGCCCCAAAUUCCGCCCCAAAUCCUGUCCCGAACCCAAAUCCAGCCCCAAAUUCCACCCCAAACUUUUCCCCACAUCCCGCCCCAAAUCCUGGGGCGCUGCCCCCCCCACGGGACCCCCGGGCUGA
Messenger RNA from Sturnus vulgaris (Common starling), 1440 nucleotides. NCBI's taxonomy places the organism in Eukaryota, Metazoa, Chordata, Aves, Passeriformes, Sturnidae. The record is from RefSeq and is a predicted model, not a curated record.